This is a messenger RNA of Oldenlandia corymbosa var. corymbosa, 1378 nucleotides long. The record is from the annotation of a GenBank genome assembly. NCBI's taxonomy places the organism in Eukaryota, Viridiplantae, Streptophyta, Magnoliopsida, Gentianales, Rubiaceae.
CACAUAGGUGUCCUUCCCCUUCCCUCUACUUUCGACGCGUGUCCCUCGCCAGCUGUAUUCCCCUAAUACUUAACUGCCUUUUUUUCACCGGUUAUUUCUACCGUCUCGAACCGGUCAUCCCUAUCCCCUAUUCUUCCUUUCAUAUUUAUACUCCUCUCUUCUCAUUCUUUCACUCUGCUUCCUUCUUCAUACCCAAAGGCGAGGCUCAGCCUCCCCCAAAAAUCCAUUUUGUACAGUACCAAAACCAGAGAUUAUAAUUUUUUUUUUUUUCCAUUUUAGGGUUUAUUAUUUUUUUCCUAUUUUAUUAUUUUGUUUUUCUUCUAUCAUGGGGACGAUCGCGCACAGAAAAGAGACCGAUCGGAUUAAGGGUCCAUGGAGCCCUGAAGAGGAUGAGCUUUUACAGAGCCUUGUUGAGAAGCAUGGCCCGAGGAACUGGUCUUUGAUCAGCAAAUCGAUUCCGGGGAGAUCCGGCAAAUCCUGCCGGCUCCGGUGGUGCAACCAGCUCUCGCCGCAGGUGGAGCAUCGUGCUUUUACGCCGGAGGAGGACGAGACGAUUGUCCGGGCUCACGCCAAGUUUGGGAACAAGUGGGCUACCAUAGCCCGUUUGCUCUCUGGUCGGACGGAUAACGCCAUAAAGAACCACUGGAACUCCACCCUUAAACGGCGUUGCUCUUCCAUGUCGGACGAUUUCAACUUCGAAAUCCCUCCGCCGCCGCUCAAGAGAUCUGCUAGCGUUGGCCCAGGUACAAAUGUGUCAAAUUUGUACGUUAACCCGGGUAGCCCGUCCGGAUCCGACAUGAGUGACUCGAGCCUUUCGGGUUUCGGAUCAAGUCGAGUUUUCCGACCCUUUGCCCGGACCGGCGGGAUCUCCCCUCCGAUUCAACAGAUCGACGCUCCGUCGGCUGCACCUUCAGUGGAUCCACCAACAUCCUUAACCCUUUCCCUACCCGGAUCAAGCUCCGGAACCAGCCCGACCCAAAAUAACAUUUCCACCGAAACCCCUGUAUUUUGUUCUGGUCAACCAACUGUUCAGCAAACUCAGGUAAUAGCACAAGUAGCGCCACCACCGCCGCCUCCUCCACCACCAACACCUCCUCAACUACUUGCACAGACGCAGCGGCAGCCGGAAGCAGCACCGGUGCCGCCAACUCGACAGGCGCAAGUCGGUUUUGGUUUCUCUGUUCCGGCAGCACCCAUGACUGUUCAAGCAGGGGAAAGGCAGUUCUUCAGUCCGGAGUUCUUGGGAGUUUUGCAGGAAUUGAUUAGGAAGGAGGUGAGGAGUUACAUGUCUGGGGUGGAGCAAAAUGGGAUGUGUAUGCAGACUGAAGCAAUUAGAAACGCAGUGGUGAAGCGUAUGGGAAUCAGCAAAAUUGAUUAA